Messenger RNA from Erigeron canadensis, 1187 nucleotides. RefSeq lists its product as uncharacterized. The transcript has 3 exons. Gene Ontology annotation, molecular function: polysaccharide binding. The record is from RefSeq and is a predicted model, not a curated record. Bases 5 to 931 code for a protein of 308 amino acids. Lineage: Eukaryota; Viridiplantae; Streptophyta; Magnoliopsida; Asterales; Asteraceae.
CACCAUGGCUAGAUUCAGGCUCAUCGUUCUACUUAUCUCAUUAAAAUUUUGGUUUGUUCCAUUUGUAUAUAGUUUGGGUUCAUCUCAUGUAUGUCGGGCCUAUUGUGGUAACAUAACUAUAGAUUACCCUUUUGCUCUUCAACCCGGAUGUGGUCAUUCGGGCUAUAGAGACCUCUUGUUUUGCAUCAAUGAUGUCUUAAUGUUCCACAUUAGCUCAGGAUCAUACCGGGUUCUAAACAUAGACUACGCUUAUCGUUCAAUAUCAUUACACGACCCUCAUUUGUCCACUUGUGACUCCAUCGUGCUAGGAGGCAGGGGAAACGGUUUCGUUGUGGAGCAUUGGAGAUCCCCAUACUUAAACCCAAGCCCAGAUAAUGUUUUCAUGUUAUUGGGUUGUUCGACCCAAUCACCACUAUUCCAAGGCUUUCCAACUGGGAACCAUGUACCAUGUAGAAAUGUUUCGGGUAUGGGCUGCCAAGAAUAUUAUGGUUGUGAAGGUUGGAUGGAUCUUGGGCUAGCCCGUAUGGGCUUAGCUUAUGGGACAGGUCCACCAAUUUGUUGUGCAUUACCUUUUGAUGCAAUCAAGAGUGUAAACCUUAGUAAACUAGAGUGCCAAGGGUAUAGUAGCGCUUAUACCCUUGCACCUUUGCGAGUGAGUGGCCCAUCCGAGUGGACUUAUGGGAUACGAGUCAAGUAUGAUGUGGAAGUGAGUAACGACUCGUUUUGUAAAGCGUGCGAGGCAACACGAGGAUCUUGUGGCCAUGACGUGGAACGCCUUGGCCAACUAUGUAUGUGUGGAAGUUGGAAUUCUACCUCAAACUGCGAUACACUUAUGAAAUUAUCAGUUGGAGGAACUUCAUCAUCAGUGGAAAAGAUAACAGGAUUAUUGAUUGCCACAACUGCCUUCUGGUUAACGUCUUUUCGAAUGUGAAAUGUCAUUAUCAAUUCAUUGCAAUCUAACUUUGGGGGAAAGAAGACACCACCAAACGUGAAGAGAUACCAAAUGUGCUCUUAUGUAUUCCUUUAAUUAAUGAAGUACUUAAAGUGAGGCAUAUAUAUAAAAGCCAAAUAUAGAAAAAGAUAGGCCACCUAAUUUAGUGGGAGUUUCUUAUAUAAGCAUAUUGAGUGAAAUUUUGUUUGAGGAUGUCUUGUGUUUGGUUUUUAACUUUUUAUCUUUUAUAAGGAAA